Owenia fusiformis is the source of this 1099-nucleotide messenger RNA. NCBI's taxonomy places the organism in Eukaryota, Metazoa, Annelida, Polychaeta, Sabellida, Oweniidae. The record is from the annotation of a GenBank genome assembly.
AUUCAUUCAGAAGCGUAUAUUAGUUUCGUUUUAAGUAUUCUUAUGUCAUGUGGACAUCGGGAUUAUUUAUACAAGUUCUCAUUUCAAAAGUUGAGGCAAAAUGUAUACAACACAUAAACAAUUCUGGACUUUGGUUAUCUUAAUGUACUUGACUACAGUUAGCCCAUCAGUUGUUGUCAGAGAAAUCCCUUCAGACAAAGCUGCAAAGGUAGGCGAUCUUGAAACUGUCCUUAAGUGCACAGUUUCUACAAUGGGCCCACAUCUUGUCACCUGGACUCGCGAUGGUCUUCCUUUAUCUUCAAAUAAAAAGGUUGCUGAAGAGCGAACGGAUAAGUACUCAAUUAGAGACAGUUAUGAUCUCGUUGUGAAGAAUGUUAAACUUAAUGAUGCUGGCCGAUAUGCCUGUAACCAAAAUUUACCUGAUACUAAAUACAUUGGUAUUGCAGAAUUAAAUGUGUAUGAUGAGAUUGUAUGCCUUGAUAACGUAAUUCACAAGAAAGAAAAUGAUACCAUUUUCCUGACUUGUUCUACUAAUUUUGCUGGUGGUGACAAAUACACACCUGAGUUUGCCUGGGAAAUAAAUGAAAAGCCAAUAGCGUCCGUUACUCAAGUUGAAAGUCAAAUAGGAGUUACAAAAAAUGUCUCAUCAGGUACAUCUUUAGUCGCCAUGUCUGAUAUGAACGGGAGUAUACUUACAUGCAAGUAUGAGAUAGUUACGGAGUCUGGUGACGUUAUGAUGAAAGACCAAUGUCGCUAUAGUAUCGCCGUACAAUAUGAGGCCAGAAAGCCAUCUAUACUGAUCGAUUCUGAUGACGUCACUGAUCUCGAGAUCUCGCAUGAUUUAAAUAAACACUUGACUUUAACAUGCUCUUCAAAUGGCAACCCUGCCCCAAAUUACACCUGGACCUACAAACCACUGCCUCGUAAUGGAAAUCAAGAGAUCGAACGAGUGGAAAAAGCAUCAGAUUCAGGUGUGUUAGUCUUAGGAAACGUAACAAGGAAUAACUCGGGGAUUUAUACAUGUGAGGCAUUCAACAUCCACAACAGGGGCAUUGUGAGGUCUGAAGUUACACUAAUGAUACGCGAUCCAUGUGAGUAA